UAAGUCUUUGUUAGGGUUUCAAAAGCGGUCAAAGCCGAAAACUUGAAAGAGGACAACAAACAACCAAAUCCAUAGAUCACCAUGACGACCUUCCGCUUCACGUUGUUGUCGUUGUUCUUUCUGUGGCUGUUUAGUACAACAUGUGUGCUGAGUUUGGUGACUGCCGACAAUGACAACAGUAAUGACAACAUUGACUAUGUCCCGGGUGUGGAUUAUUCGUGGCCCAUGCACCGUCACUCCAAUGCCCAUCCAUCCGAAGUGGAACGCCACAGACGAGUGCGACGGUACAAUCACUUUAUGCAGGGCUGUGAGCGCUUCUACGGCGGCGACGACCAAAAAUGUCGGGAAAGUGACGAGGAACGCAUAUCCAUGAUUCGAAGACAACCACCGCUCAUGAAAAACUAUACUGCGGCAGGAUAUGCCAAACUAAAGGCGCCCAUUAGUGCCUUUACCACUCUCAAAGAAUUCUACGAGACCCAUUCCAAGCAACGCUUACUCCGUGAGAAUUGGCCACCCGGAAACAUUUACACCAAUCAUUGGGCCAGUGCCACCAAAGUCUUGCCCUUGGAAGGAUUGCCCGGAACUACAGAACAACCAUCACUGACCGAAUCGCAACGCCACACCAUUCUAACACAAGUCCAAUCGGUGCUAGAGGCAUGGUGCAAAUUGCCAUUGGUUCCCACGUCGCUCUAUGGCAUUCGCGUCUAUCAUCGAGGAGCCGUACUAGCACCGCAUGUCGAUCGAUUGCCAUUGGUCAUUUCGGCAAUCAUCAAUGUGGCACAAACAAGUGUCACACAAGAAUGGCCAUUGGAGAUUAUUGAUCAUGGCGGUGUGGCACGAAAUGUGACGUUGCAACCGGGGGAAAUGCUCCUCUAUGAAAGCGCCUCGAUCAUUCACGGUCGCCCGUAUCCAUUGAACGGACAAUCCUACGCCAAUGUAUUUCUGCAUUUCGAACCCAUGGGACAUUCCAAACAGCAUUUUCAACUGCGAAAAGAUCCCAAACAAUUGUUUGAACAGGCACUCGACAAUCAACUCCAAAAGAUACAAGAGCUCGACGCUGCGGAAAUGACAGAAGGAGACCCACCACAACCCAAGCGUCCCUACUAUGUGCCUCACAAGAAACAAGAUGCGUGGGAACAAAAAUAUGUCUACGUCAAGAAACAUUCCAAACGCAGCAAUAGCAACAAGAAGAAUUCCAACAACAACAAAAACAGCAAUGUCGAUUUUAUUGGACAAAAUACCAACAAUAACAAGGGCAAUAAAAAGGGCAUGCAGCACAAAUUACAGAUGGACGAACAAGACGAACGACUCUUUCACAAUUUGGCCGCCAAAGGCAUGCUCGUACGCAUGAAGGAAAUGGUCCAGCAGGAUCCAACCGUUGUCACCAAGUCGGAUCACAAUGGCUGGUUGGCACUCCAUGAAGCGGCACGAGCGGGACAUACCAAAGUCGUCACAUACCUCUGUGGUUUGAUGGAUCAAGAAGAAAUAAAUACAAGAACCAAUGGUGGAAAAGGAGGGACGCCGCUGUGGUGGGCCAUGCAUAUGUUUCAGGAGGAUCAUCCCACUGUCAAGGCACUAGUCAAGAAUGGUGCAAAGAGUAUUGGGCCCGACACGGAAUAGAAUGAUUCAAACUACUAAAUACUAACAGUGUUUAUAGUCUAGAAGGAGCGAUCUAUUUUA
This is a messenger RNA of Seminavis robusta, 1680 nucleotides long. The record is from the annotation of a GenBank genome assembly. Lineage: Eukaryota; Bacillariophyta; Bacillariophyceae; Naviculales; Naviculaceae.